Molecule: messenger RNA, 5766 nt
Organism: Rubroshorea leprosula
Lineage: Eukaryota; Viridiplantae; Streptophyta; Magnoliopsida; Malvales; Dipterocarpaceae
Source: the annotation of a GenBank genome assembly
GGUAAUUAAUCUCUACGCUUCUCUAUCUGCAAUUACUCCUUGAGAGCAUCUCUCUCUAGAAUAUUGAGUAUUGCUGACUUGAGCGUUAGAGUGUUUUCCCCGAGGAAACAACCUCGGGAUUUUCAGGUGUAGAAGCAGCUGAAGACUUCAACAGUGUUGAAUUGUGAAGCUGCCCAAACAUUUGGCGUCGUCUGUGGGAACCUGAGCAAGAAGUCGUGCAGCUUAACCUGCUGAAAGACAAAAUGGUUCGAACCUUUACAGGAGGUCGCCCCCCAAGAAAUGAGAUGGACAAACAGGAGGACGCUCAAGUAUUUGAGCCCGGUUUGAAUGACUUUAGGCCGAUGCCAAGAAACCUCUUCGUCGGGGAAGCCGAACAGGAGCACCUAAGUGAAACGGAUGAUGAACGAACACCAACUAGGUAUGCAACCCAGCCUGAACAAUUCCAAGUUCUAACAGGAACAAGACAAAAACCUUCUAGACCACACUAUUCACAGCAUGAACGACCUGAAUGGUCAACAGAGCCUGCUCGGACAACCGAGCUCGAAGGGAGAACCAGAGUCCUCGAAAUGGCAAUGGGAAAAAUCCUUGCCCGCCUAAUUCCUGACGACCCCCUGAUUCCUUUGUUGAACAGGGAUGCACAACCGGCUGCGGUUGUUGCAACUCGAAACUCCCCCGCUCUAAGCAACAUAAUAGUACCGACCAGGCCCAGGGGAAGUGGGAAGCUGAAUAUCGAGCCCAGCUCGUCCAAACACAGUGAAGAACUGAUGAGAAAGAACGCGGACCUUGAGAGACAGCUACAGGACGUGCAAAAGUCUAUUGACGAGCUGAAAAGUCCCAGGUCGCAUCAACAGACUCUGGAUUUAGAUAGUGCCCCACUAAACUUAUCCAUCACAGCGGAGCCGUAUCAAGAGGGGUUCAAAAUCCCCCACUUAGAGACGUAUGACGGCUCGGGUGACCCGGAUGAACAUUUACACACCUAUCAGGCCAUCAUGAGAAUCCAAAAUGCUAACGACGCUAUGAUGUGCAAAGUGUUCCCGGCAACCCUGAAGUCAACAGUCAGAAGAUGGUACCACAAAGUCCCCAGACACUCUAUAGAUUCAUACUCCCAGCUCGCCAAGCUGUUCUCCAACAAAUUUGCGAGCCAAAGGGAGAUUAAACGCACGGCGACCGAGCUGAUGCAAGUUCACCAGAAAGAGGGGGAAUCUUUGAGGGACUACAUGCAGCGAUUCAACAAGGCUACUUUAGAUAUUGAUAACGUCCCUGAUACCAUCUGCUUGUCUGCCCUGCUGCACGGUUUGAAACGUGGCAGGUUCCUAGAUGACUUACUAGAAAAUCCACCAAAGACGUGGAACGAAGUCAAUGACAGGUCAGCUAGCUUUAUACUGUCAGAGGACUUUCAGUCGUCGAAGCGGCGAGCUGAUGACAAACAAAGCAAAGGCCAGGAACAGCUACUAAGAAGAAAGGAUAAGAAAAAGCAGAAAGUUAAUGAGCCGUGGGGGAAGCCGGCUGAAUUCCCAAAAUAUGCUAACUACGUCCCUCUGACCUUGCCAAGGUCUCAAAUUCUGACACAAAUCCAACACUGGAUUAGAAGGCCCCCACCCCCGUUGCAUGAUUCUCCGAGGGCAGACAAGAGCAAGCAUUGUGACUAUCAUCGUGUAUACGGUCACAACACAGAAGACUGCCAGCACUUAAAGGACGAGCUAGAGUUCUUAGCUCGCACUGGGAAAUUAGAGGGGUAUCGGCUCGGCAACACGCAGGACAUGUAUCAAGAUAAUCAAUACAUUUCCGAGCCAGGCAGAGCAUACAAAGGCCGCCAAUUCAAUAGGCGAAGCCAGGGUCAGAGACCUGCCACCCAAAGUCAAAAAGACAAAAGAGGAGUUGGGUGCACCGCAAUACCUCCGUCGUCUGGUACAAUUAAUAUGAUCUCUGGCGGUAUGCAUUCAGGGGGCCAAAGUGCCCGAGUCCGCAAGGCAUACGCCCGACAGGUGAUGACCGUCAAUAAAAACCAACCUUUGAAGCGGCCAUUUGAGGAAGCGGAAUGGGAGGCUGCAGCUAUCACAUUCAGCCCGGCAAAUUAUAAGCGGGCAAACGGAGAACCCGACGUUGUAAUGCCUCAUGCAGAUCCAUUUGUAACAAUGGUUCAUAUAGGCAAUCAUAACGUCAACAAGGUCUUCAUUGAUACGGGCAGCUCGCCAGAUAUCCUUUACUGGAGCUGCUUCCAGAAGAUGCAGUUGAACCCGAGCUCACUGCAAAAAUAUGAGGGACCCAUAUACGGGUUCGAUAAUCAGCCUGUCCCGGUGGAAGGGGUCAUAACUCUACCCAUCUAUGUGGGCUUAGAACCGCGCUUCAGGAUGGCUUCAGUCAGCUUCUUGGUCGUCAAAAUGGAGUCAGCCUUCAACGCCAUAUUAGGAAGGGCUACUCUGUGCGAGCUGAAGGCCACAAUGAGCAUAGCUGACAUCGAACAUAGACCUGAGGGCGUCGAACAGAAGGCAGAGCCGGUGGAGCCAAUAGAAACUGUACCUUUAGACACUAACGUGCCAGAAAGGACAGUUAAGAUCGGUACCAAGCUCACAGAAACAGAGCGGGCAGAACUUCUGGAGUUCUUAAGGAUUAAUCAGGAUGUAUUUGCGUGGGCUACAGAUGAAAUGCCCGGCAUUCCAGCUGAGUUGACGGUCCACAAACUCAGCACGGAUCCCACCAGACGUCCGGUAGUUCAAAAACGUCACCUUUUUGGCCCAGAAAAACAAGCUGCUAUAGACGAGAAGAUACAAAAGCUGCUGCAGGCAGGCUUCAUCAGGAGAGUGGAGUACUCCGAGUGGGUAUCUAACCCCGUGCUCGUCAAAAAGCCAAAUGGCAAGUGGAGGAUGUGUGUUGACUUCACCAACCUCAAUGAUGCGUGUCCAAAAGACCCUCAUCCCUUGCCAAAUGUGGAGAAGUUGGUAGAACAAGCAGCUGGACACGAACGGAUGAGCUUUCUUGACGCCAGCUCAGGUUAUCAUCAGGUUCAAUUGCUGUUAGACGACCAGGAGAAAACUGCUUUCUACGCAGGUGAUGCUAUUUAUUGCUAUAUGAUGAUGCCAUUUGGCCUGAAAAAUGCUGGCGCCACAUAUCAGAAGCUGGUACAAAUCGUCUUCAAGCUCCAGAUUGGCAGAAACAUAGAAGUGUAUGUGGAUGACAUGAUAGUCACCAGCGUGCGAGCCGAAGACCACAUAGGCAACCUGAACGAGACCUUUCAAAAUUUGCGCCGAGCACAAAUGAAACUGAACCCUAUGAAAUGCACGUUUGCUUUGGAAUCAGGGAAAUUCUUAGGAUACGUGGUAUCCAAAAAAGGAAUUGAAGUGAAUCCAAACAAGGUUCAGGCCGUUCAGCAGAUGGAGCCUCCCAGGACCGUGAAAGAUGUACAGCGUCUGACAGGUCGUAUAGCUGCAUUACACAGGUUUAUAGCCAGGUCGGCUGAAAGGUGCCUCCCGUUCUUUAAAGCUCUGCGAGAGCCUAAAAACUUCCAGUGGACUGAUGAAUGUCAACAGGCGUUUGACGAACUCAAACAGUAUCUGGCAUCCGCACCCCUGCUAUCCAAGCCCGCGGAAGGGGAGAGUUUAUACAUGUACCUGGGGGUUACAGAAGAGGCAGUGAGCUCAGUUCUGCUCAGGGAAGAGAAAAAAAGCCAGAAGCCCAUCUGCUAUGUGAGCAAGGUUUUGCAGGGUGCCGAGCAGAAUUACCCACUAGCAGAAAAGGCUGCUUUUGCCCUAGUUUACACAGCUCGUAAAUUGAGGGCUUACUUCCAAUCGCACCAGAUCGUUGUUUAUACCGAUUUACCAUUGAGAAAAAUACUGCAGAAACCUGAACUCUCUGGUUGGCUUAUUGGGUGGAGUGUCGAGCUGAGUGAAUAUGACCUAAAAUUUCGGCCGCGCACAACCAUAAAAGGCCAGGUCGUUGCGGACUUUCUGGUGGAGUGCAUCUCAAUGAUUAAGGAAGAAAAAGCGCUCGAACACCCAGUCUGGGUUUUGUAUGUUGAUGGAGCAGCUAACGUUGAAGGGUCGGGCGCUGGGGCUGUAUUGUUGGGCCCAGAGGGCUUUAAAUCCGAGCACGCAUUAAGGUUUAAGUUUCAGACGACAAAUAACGCUGUAGAAUAUGAAGCCCUCAUUUACGGCCUGAAGCUGGCGUCCGAGCUGAAAGUGCAAAGCAUUCAGGUCUUUAGCAACUCUCAGCUCGUUGUGGGCCAGGUGAAUGGCAGUUGUGACAUCAGGGAUCCACAGCUCAAUCGUUAUGCCUCUGUGGUCAACAGAUUGAAGUCGCUAUUUACCCUUUUCCAAUUUGAUAAAAUACCGAGAGCAGAUAACCACCGAGCUGGCGAGCUAUCAAAGUUGGCCUCCUCGUUGGACGUUAAUCCUCAGAGAUCAACGAUUGUCGAGGUACUCGAUGCACCGAGCUACACUGAUUUUGCAGUCGAGUGUCAACUGUUAAGCACAGAUCCCUCUACACCGAGCUGGACCACCCCACUCAUAAAUUAUCUACAAAGUGGCGAGCUACCUGAAGACCUGUCCGUUGCGAAAGUGGUUAAACGCAGGGCGGCACAUUUCACUUUAAUAGAUAACCAACUCUACAAACGAGCAACCUCAAUGCCCCUAUUACGCUGCCUUACUCCUUAUGAAGCGGAAUACGCUGUGAGGGAAGUUCACAAGGGCGUAUGCGGCACGCAUAUCGGCAGCAAAACUUUAGCUCGGAAACUCUUGAGGCAUGGUUAUUACUGGCCCACUAUGGUUGAGGACGCGCAAGGCUAUGUCAAAAAAUGUCCGACCUGCCAGUUCAAUGCUGAUGAUAUACACAUGCCAGGGGAAAUGCUAUCAUCUCUUUCGUCUCCCUGGCCCUUUGCUCAAUGGGGUGUCGACCUGCUCGGCCCUUUCAUCAAAGGCAAAGGAGGCUGCACUUUCCUGGUCGUUGCAGUGGAUUACUUCACUAAAUGGAUAGAGGCUAAACCAUUGUCCACGACAACGGAAAAGAAAAUAGAAGAUUUCUUGUUCAAUUCAAUAUUGUGCAGGUUCGGCAUACCUAAGCGGAUUAUCGCCGAUAAUGGGCCACAGUUCCGAGCAGCAGCACUGAGGUCGUUCUGCGACGACUAUGGCAUUGAGCUCUCGUUAACGUCUGUGUACACCCCGCGGUCAAACGAACAGGCUGAGUCUGCCAAUAAGAUAGUUUUGCGAGGCCUCAAGACACGUGUUAUAUCUGCACGUUCUAACUGGGUUGACGAGCUCAAUAAAGUUCUUUGGUCAUGUCGCACAACACCCAGCUCGGCUACAGGCGAAACCCCGUUCAGCCUGGCAUAUGGAGCUGAGGCCAUCAUCCCUGUCGAGGUCGGGCUGCCAUCUGUUAGAUCAGGUCAUCAUGACGACCAGAAUAAUGGGCAACUCUUAAGAGAAAACCUAGACCUAGUGGAGGAAGUCAGGGAAAUGGCUCGAAUUAGAAACAUGGCACACCAAAGCAGUGUAGCGAGAUUCUACAAUAAAAGGGUCCGAGAUCGUCAGUUUCAGGUUGGCGAUCUGGUAUUACGUAAGGCUGGAUUAACUAACACAUAUUCCCACAUGGGCAAGCUCACUCCUAAUUGGGAAGGUCCAUACAUGGUUGCUCAGGUUAACCGACCUGGAUCUUACGUAUUAGCAGAUAUGAACGGGCGCCAGUUACCGUUCACAUGGAACGUUCAGAACCUUAGAAAAUUUUACAGUUGAUUUGUAUUAUCGUGGAAAGUUUGAAUAAUGUAUGAGCAAUUAU